Messenger RNA from Gymnodraco acuticeps, 1278 nucleotides. RefSeq lists its product as uncharacterized. The record is from RefSeq and is a predicted model, not a curated record. The transcript is spliced from 8 exons. Lineage: Eukaryota; Metazoa; Chordata; Actinopteri; Perciformes; Bathydraconidae. The coding region runs from base 37 to 999 and encodes 320 amino acids.
GCAGAAUCCAUAACAAAUGCUACAGAAACAACAGCCAUGUCUGGUCAAGAACAAAACCCCCCCCAGACGAUCAACACAUACAUCGUGUAUGAGACCUGCCUCAUGGAGCUUUUUGAAUCAUGUCCUGUGUGCAAGCGUGUGUGUGAUGUACAAACCAGAAGGAUCGGUACAUUCAUAUCAGUGCAGCAGCUGUGCCCCCAUUGUCAGUUUACAAGAAACUGGAAUAGCCAGCCUGUUCUUGGGAGUACUCCAGUUGGAAACCUGCAGCUAUCAGUUGCAACAUAUGUCAACGGAGCAUCUUUCUACAAACUUUCAAAGGUCUUCAAAGCAAUGAAUAUGCAGCUAUGCAAAUACAACACCUUCCGAAGGCAUGCCAGGAUGUUCAUUGAGCCAGCGAUUGUUUCUUACUGGCAAAAAUCACAGGAAGGCAUGCUACAGAAGCUCCAUGCAGAGGAGAAAGUGAUAGUUGGUGGUGAUAUGAGGGCUGACUCCCCAGGCCACUCUGCAAAGUUCGGAAGCUACACUACGAUGGACCUGAAGAACAACAAAGUCGUUGACCUCCAGUUGGUUCAGAGCAAUGAGGUUGGUGGAAGCUACCACAUGGAGUUAGAGGGCCUGAAAAGGAGUCUGGAGUUGUUAAAGGAACGUGGUGUGACUCUGGACUGUAUUGUCACGGACAGACAUCUGCAAAUUCAGAAAUUCCUAAGGGAAAGCAGCAUCACCCAAUUCUUUGAUGUGUGGCACAUAGAAAAAGGGAUUUCUAAGCAACUGGAGAAGGCUGCAAAAAAGAAGGACUGCGAAAAACUUCGAGGGUGGGUGAAGAGUAUAAGAAACCACAUAUACUGGACUGCAGCAACCUCCACCACCGGGCCUGAGAGAGUGGCCAAAUGGACGUGCAGGAUAUCCACUCUCAUGAUGACCCCCUGUUCCCCAAGUGCCUUCAUCCACUGCGCAUUGCGCAAUACCAAUGGAUGGCUGCAGGCUACGUGGCCAACUUGAUGGACCUCAUCUUCGACCAAGUCUUUGUGGACCCUGCACCAUUCACACAGGAGCUUCUGAAGAUACCCAUCCCAGAGGACCUGUGUUCCCAAUAUGAGCGACCUGACAGGGAGGAGGUCAUCUCCGGGUAUGCUACUCGGUUCAAUUUGGCUGCUGUCUGAACCCAACAUAGAUAUUUCGCGGAUCAGGAAACUCUCUGCGAAUCCUGAGGACAACGCAGGCCGGAAUCACCACUCUGAUCCUGCGUCCAAGGAAGCUCCAGCACCAGCUCACAAAGCU